GCUCUGUGGCAGGCACUAGCACCAGCCACUCCUACAUAAUUGGAUUUCAUCUGGCUCAUCCGUGUUCACCCUGAAGCAAUGGAUCCCGUGCCAGUUUACCAUGGGAACAUCAGCCGAGAAACUGGGGAGAAGCUCCUGCUGGCUAAGGGGAUGGAUGGCAGCUAUUUACUGCGAGACAGCGAGAGCAUCCCAGGAGUAUAUUGCCUCUGCGUGCUGUAUAAAGGAUUUGUUUAUACCUACAGAGUGUCCAAGACAGACACAGGGUCAUGGAGUGCUGAGACUGCACCAGGGGUCCACAAAAGAUUGUUUCGGAAAGUACACAAUCUACUCUCAGCCUUCCAGAAGCCAGACCAAGGCAUUGUAACGCCUCUGCAGCAUCCUGUUGAGAGAUGUAUGCAUCCACAAGGGAGAAAGGAAGACCGGGACUUUUACCUGCCUUCAUGAAGACAUUCCCACCGUUUUAAAGUAAUUUAAACCAGCUUUUAAAAUGUCUUCUUUUGUACAUACCCUAGCACAGAAACUGUAUAUUAUAGAUAAUACAACUCCAUGAGUUUUCCUGUAACAUUUGCAGAAAUGUAUAUUUAGUAGACGUUUUAGCCUGAGGUUUAAAAGAUUGCUUGAAACUAGAUUUAAAAAAAAGACAUGGAAGACAAAUAACCAGCAAGUGGAUGAAUUAAUGUUUUCCUCUUCUCUUUAUACCUGGGAGCUUUCUAUUUGAAUAUUCUUUCUCACACUUACUUGAAUUCAUUUUGGCUUCUUUUCUGUGUUUGAUUUUUGACCAAAAUUCACCGAAGUGCAAAAAAGCCCCAUAAAUCCUGUUCUUCACUCACACAAGCCCUCAAACUAGGGGCUCCUAUGGUGCACAUGAACAAAGCUGUGAACAAAUUUGAAAGGGACAGGCAAGAUAUUCCUCCACAUCAAACGUUACAUUCAUAUCAUAUGUCUUCUCGGUGGAACUGUUUGCAGGCUCACCCAAUCAGGAGAAAGAAACAAGGUUACAUCAUGUAGGUGAACAAUCAUAACUGGCUAGCACAGCUUGAAGGUAGAAAAUUCAAAUUUGUGAUUGAGCCAAACCUUUAAAAAAAUCAAAUGCCUUGCAUUUUUUGAGAAAAGCCAAAUUAAUUUAAGGAAGUUGUGUGGGCAGGAAUAAA
Alligator sinensis (Chinese alligator) is the source of this 1151-nucleotide messenger RNA. RefSeq names its product SH2 domain containing 1A (gene SH2D1A). The record is from RefSeq and is a predicted model, not a curated record. The transcript is spliced from 4 exons. The coding region runs from base 79 to 444 and encodes 121 amino acids. Lineage: Eukaryota; Metazoa; Chordata; Crocodylia; Alligatoridae.